Molecule: messenger RNA, 555 nt
Organism: Vicia villosa (hairy vetch)
Lineage: Eukaryota; Viridiplantae; Streptophyta; Magnoliopsida; Fabales; Fabaceae
Exons: 1
Coding region: 1-555 (184 amino acids)
Source: RefSeq, a predicted model, not a curated record
AUGAGGAGGCUAGAAGUUAAGUUACAAAAGGAACUGAGAAGUAUUUUGAAUCAGGAAGAGCUUAUGUGGUACUAUUCAAGAGCUAGGUGGUUAGUUGAUGGGGAUCGUAACACCAAAUAUUACCAUAUGCAAACCAUCUCUAGAAGGAAGAGAAAUCGUAUUAAUAUGCUGAGGGAUGAUAAUGGCAACUGGAUUACAAAGCAUGAAGAGUUAAAAGAUCAUGUCACAAAAUUUUAUAAAGCUUUGUUUGCGCGCAACAACAACUGGUGUAACUGGAAGCAAACUGAUAUCAAUUUCCUGGAGCUGAGUAUGGAUGCGAUUCACCAAUUAGGGAAGGACAUUAGUAUUGAUGAAGUCAAGAGUGCUCUGUUUUCUAUGAAACUGUGGAAGGAACCAGAGCCAGAUGGUUUUCCAGUUGGGUUCUAUCAGAAAGCUUGGGAUGUGGUGGGUGUUGAUUUAAGUAAGUUUGUUAAGGAAACUUGGCAGAACCCUAGCAGUAUUACAGACAUUAAUAGGGCAGAUAUAUGUCUUAUCCCGAAAGUUGAUCAACCCUAA